CAAAGAUGGCGAGCGAGUGGAACACUGGUGCGGCCGCAGCUCGCCUCUCAUAGUUGCGCUAUGUGUGGCUGAAGCUCGAAUUACCGUGUUUUGACUGUCGGCUCCGCUUAUUUCACAUUAAUGGUCACCUAAGUAUGGCGAUCAGAAGGGCUGUGAUAUUUAUACUGGCUGCUGCACUGGCGCCUCUCAGUACGGGAGCUCAGAUUCCAGACACGAGAGCAGCAAAAUGGAACUCUGAUCAGGACGUGCGAAUAGAGUGUAAUAGCAAUGAGAUUCUUGUGGCAAUACGAACAAGGACUGGUGCAUUCAAUGGUAUGGUGUACCCUCGGGGGCUGUCGAAGAAUUCCAGUUGCAUGGCUGAAUUUCUCCAACAGCCAUCACCUGUCCGUUACAAACUACCACUUCGCUCUUGCAACACGAUGAGUACUGAACUUGGUGAUGGUGGUAUUGAAUACUUCAAUACUAUUGUUAUACAACCACAUCUGAAACUGGUGACUAAUCAAGGUCGAGGAUUUCACAUUCGAUGUCGCUAUCAAACGAAGGAUAAACUUAUCUCCAAUAAUAUGAAUGUGAGCAUGGUUGAUGCAACUCCACUGAAAGCAGUGGCACCUAUGCCAGGCUGCACAAUGAAAAUAUUUUAUGGCGAUCCAGCCUUGAAAGAAGUUGCAGAAAAUGUCAAGAUUGGAGACCCUUUAACUCUUGUAAUUUCAAUAGAUGAACAAAAUACUUAUGGUUUACGGGUAUCAGAUUGUCUUGUACGAGAUGGUCUUGGAUGGGGAGAGCAGAAACUCAUAAAUUCUGAUGGGUGCCCAGUAGAUGGCGAAAUUAUGGGAGAGUUUGAAUACAAUGGAAGCAAAACUACUGCAUCUGUACAUUUCCAAGCCCACAAGUUUCCAUACACAGCAUCAGUGUACUACCAAUGCAAUGUUCAACUUUGCAUAAAAGCUGGUGGUGGCUGCAAUGAUCUGCCACCACUUUGUGGGCGUAGAGGCUCCCGCAGGCGCCGUGCAGCCAAGCCAAAGGAUGCAGAGACUGGUACUCCAGCUACCAUUGAAGUAUACAGUGGUCUUUAUGUUAAUGAAGCCACUGAUAUAAGCAAAAUGGACAGUUUUGAUGAUGUGUCAAGAGAGAAGCAGGAAGAAGACCCAAACAGCAUAUGUAUUUCUCAAAAGCAUUUUGCCAUUGGUAUAGCAGUUGCAGGCCUUAUUUUGAUGCUUGCAGUAAUUGCUGCUAUCCUUAUACUGCUUGCACGGCGGCGUCACAGGAAAGAUGUUUCUGCCACAGGAAGUUCCAUAUAUAGUGGCCCUUACACUAACACUGCAUAUAGCCACAGCAGUUGAGCUGUAAAAUAGGGACUUUCAUCAAAAUAUAUAUUUUAUAUGUCUUGGUGAUAACAGUGAGUGCUGAUGAAAAUAGAGACUGUUAAUGCCAAGACAUAUAUUUAUCACUGCAGAAGAUUGGAAUUUUACUAUAAAUUCUUGUUAUUGCCACAGCUAUUGACAUCAUGUGCAUGUUGAAUCAUGAUAGAUGUAGUCACUUUUAGAGCGUGAUGGACAAACUGUGCUUUCCUCUAGGAUGACAGUGAUGGUGUGUGAGUGUGAGUGUGUGUGUGUGUGUGUGUGUGUGUGUGUGCGUGCGUGCGUGCGUGCGCGUGCGUGUAAGAGAGAUUUUUUUAGAUAAUUUUCUUUAACAAAUGUUACUUGUUUCUGCUUUUAUAGUUAUUGGUAGCUGGAAAUUCACACUGAAAACAGUAUGGACAUCAAAAUUCUUCUAAUAUUACCAUAUUUUCUCUUCCUAUGGCUAGUAACAAAAAUUUGUAGUAAAAGAGCUAUAACACUGGAGGGAAAGUGUACUGUUGGCAAACUUACUCUCAUAAAGUUCUCUGGAUCAUGUCAACAGGGACAUUGGCAAAUCCUGUGUCAAAUGUUUGCAGGCAGAUAUCCCACAAUCUUCUUGCACUGGUACUGUAAAUGUGAUCCAUUAUCAGAAUUUUUGUAUCAAGCUAUAAUAUCUGUUGUUGUUGUUGUUCACAAAUCCAUUUAUUAAAAGCUGUUUUUUUAUGAUUAUCCAUUGUCAACUAACACUUUUCUGUAGUGUUAUGGAACUAUGCACCUAUUUAAGCACAGCACAAAAACAUGAAUAGGUCACAAUCACAUUGUUUCAUCUUAAAUUUGAUUCAUAACAUAAAAGUGAGACUUGUUGCAUUUAUUUAAGAUUACUGUGAAAGUGCCAAUCAAAGAAAAAUAUUUUGGCUCAUUGUUUGUUGCGUCCCUCUCCGUCCCCCGUUUCAAGUGACAAAGGUCUGAAGACAGCAAUAGACCUACGUUUUGUAACAGAAGUAGGUCAAAAGAAGUUAUUGAAAGUUAUUGAUAUAAAUAUUUACCUUGAUUUAAAAUCAAUUUCUGUGCAUGAAAGUCAUUUUUGUGCAUAGAGGACAAAGGUUACUAUUCAAAAUUACAGUCAUUUUAUUUAUUUAUACAGGAAUCUCCCACUGUCUGAACAUAGACAAGUGGAAAUCUUUCUUGUCAUGUCAUAUAUCUAACAUCUACAUUGCAGUUCAUUGAACACAAUCUCAGAUAUUAUUGUGCAGCACAGUGUCAUAAAGUUGAUUUUUAAUUUAAAAAUGAGACUUGGAGAAUAACAUCAAGAAAUGUUACAAAACAUUAAAAAUAAUGAUGUGACAUAAUGUGUGUGUGUGUGUGUGUGUGUAUGCCCACACUUUUAACAAAAGAAAGAGAGAGAGAGAGAGAGAGAGAGAGAGAGAGAGAGAUGUGUUUUUAUAGAAGCAUUUUUCUGAUUGUGUACAGGAUUUUACAGUUAGCUUGGAGAUACAGACAUGCAGAGGGUUAGCAAAGCCAAUAUAAAAAUGGUAAUUAUUUUCAUACGAUUAUCAUAAAUAACAGGGCACAAUAAAUCUGCAAAUAAUGACAUAAUCUUAAACAGAUUGGCAAACCUUAUUUAGUUAUACAUUCAUAUCUAAGAAGGAAUGUAAUAAAACUGCUGUAACAUCCCUUAAAAAUAAGAAUUUUGCAGAUGACACUAGUGUUAUGCAACACAAUACUAGAUAUUCCAUUUACCUUCCCUAGAUUUUUGUGCAGAUUCUUUUCCCCGAGAUACACUAUUUAAAAAGUAAUAAAAAUGUUGAUUUUGAUUGUUCAUUGUAUGUGCUUUGCUACACCACUGUGUUUAAAUGGAACUGCCUGGUAACUUGACACAGUAGUUGUCUUUAUGGUGAAGGGAUUUGCAGUUAAAUGUUACUGUCAAGUGAAAGUUGGGUGCAUUUAUACUUUUGUAAAUGAACCAAUUUCGGUUUAUUUUCAUGAUAUGGCAUUGGUUCACAGUUUCAUUGUGAGCUAAAGAAUCCAAAUGACUUGAUAAAAUAGCAGACUAAUGCUGUCAUAAUGUUGUGCAAGUCCAUUUCUUUAUACAGUGUGGACUAGAAGGCAUAUUUUCACUGCCAGUAUUUAAACAUAUGACUGCCAUUUGUAUUUUAGUUAUACUAAUUCUAAAAUGAAAUUCUGGACCUCUGCCACUCUAAAUUGAAAACUUCUGUACAUAGAUACUAUGCAUAUAAUACAUUUACUCAUUGAAGUAAUAGUUCUCAUUACUAGAACGUGAGAAAUGACAGAAAAGCUCGACAGAGCUCAUGAACAAAAUGUAGUGGUAAGAUCUAUAAGAGAGUAACUAAGAGUAUCCUAGUAUCACAAAAACAUGUCUGAAUCAAAACUAAAUUUUGCUGGAUAUUUUUCUGGUGUUCUGUGAUUCUUGUCUUAGCCUAAGAGUAACAGAAGAGGCUAUAUGAUACUCAAGGCUAUUUAAUCUGCUUAAUUUUAUUUGCAGUGUUUUGAAACAAAUACUGAAUAACACUGAUGUAAUGACAUGUACACAAUUGUGAAAUGUAUUACUAAAAUAAUUAAUGAUUUCGCUGUUUAAGUGUACAUCCAGACUAAUGAUGCAAAAUACAUCAUAGUAAAUA
This is a messenger RNA of Schistocerca nitens (vagrant locust), 3976 nucleotides long. RefSeq names its product cuticlin-4 (gene pio). The transcript has 9 exons. NCBI's taxonomy places the organism in Eukaryota, Metazoa, Arthropoda, Insecta, Orthoptera, Acrididae. Bases 135 to 1340 code for a protein of 401 amino acids. The record is from RefSeq and is a predicted model, not a curated record.